Messenger RNA from Emiliania huxleyi CCMP1516, 1329 nucleotides. RefSeq lists its product as hypothetical. The record is from RefSeq and is a predicted model, not a curated record. The transcript has 2 exons. Lineage: Eukaryota; Haptophyta; Isochrysidales; Noelaerhabdaceae. The coding region runs from base 1 to 1329 and encodes 442 amino acids.
AUGACCUCCGGCACGACGAUGGCCACCUCGCAGCGCACCACCCCGCACGCCGACGUCGACGACAUCAACGUCGACGUCGAGCAGUCCGCCUCCGCCGGCAAGCCGGCCAAGAAGCGCACCAACCCGCUCGCGACGAUCUCCAACCUCCGCCACAUCCUCAGCGUCCACAAGGCGGCGGGAGCCGUGGGCGGGGCCGUGGGCGGGGCGGUCGACACCGCCGGCGCCGCCUCGCGCGAGACGGCGCUGCUCGCGGGCCGCACGUUGCUGAUGCUGCUCAACAACCCGAUCACCGGCCCGGCCACCAUGCGCAUGCUGCGCGAGGGCCCCGACACCGCCACCGCGCUCCUCGACCUGCUGCUGGUGCCCGUGCUGCCGACGGUGCGCAUGCUCGUGGGCAAACAGCUGAUCGAGAUGUCCCAGCCUGGCGCGGCCGUCCCCGUCAACAGCGUCAUCACCUUCGCCUUUGCGCGCCGCCUCAAUGUCGAGCCCGGCGACCUGCGCGCGGGCAAGGUCGUCCCGGAGCUGAGCCUGCGCCUCUCGCCCCUCGCGGCGGGGCUCGGCGGGAUGGUCAAGAUGGUCGGACAGAGCGGCGCCGCCGUCGGCUCCACGGCCGCGUCCGCCGUGCCCGGCAAGAAGACGAAGAAGGCGAAGGCCGACGACGCGCAGGGCUCGGUGGCGGCGCUCAAGGAGCUGCGCGACGCGGGCAUCAUCUCGGGGCGAGAGUACGAGCGGAAGAAGGCCAAGGCGCUGGGGACGAACGCGGAGAAGGCGGAGGAGUGGCCGGUGGAGUACCGCGACAUCAAGGAGCAGAUCAUCAAGAUGACGCCCACGCUCAAGUUCUCGCUCUCGCUCGGCCAGCUCGACGCCUAUGUCGGCGCGACCGGCUGGCUCGGGUCGCUGCUCUCGGGCUCGACGCAGCCGUCCGAGGCGGCGCUCGCGCGGCUGCGGCUCGAGCGCGUGUCGGUCGAGGCGCGGGUGCGCAUCUUCUGGCACCCGCGCGCGCAGAAGGCCAAGGUCGUGAUGCUGAGCGAGCCGCCGCCCAAGGUGGUUGAGCUGUCGCACGAGCUGACAGUCUUGCGGUCGUGCGCGGUGCCGCCCGAGCUCAACCAGCGGCUGCUCGAGCUGGUGCUGCCAAAGCUGGCGGGCAAGUUCUUCGACAUCGACCUGAAGCCGCCCCGCGGCGACGACGCCGCGCCGGACAGCGGCGACGAGGCUGCGGGGAAGGCGGGCAAGAAGAAGACGAAGAAGAGCUCCUCCGGGAAGAGGAGCCCGCGGCGGGAGGGGGAGUCCGAGGCCAAGGCGGACGACGAGGCCGCGGACGACGAAUGA